AUGGCUAGCAUAGCCAACAACAUUCAAAAAAUUGUUCGUCAUCAUAUUCCGUUGAUUCGGUUUAAAUAUGGCAAGAAUCAAUCCGGUGCAACGUCUCAUGGGCUACAAGAAAGUAAAACUAAUGUGAAUGUGACUCACAGCAUUGGUGCUCCAUCAAAAUCUAAAACUGGUCAUAAAUCCGAUCCUUUGGAAUUUUCUGAAACACCUAAAAAAUAUCGACGACGCCCAUUAACUCAAGAUGAAAUUGAUCUCGUUGCUGUUGGUGGAUUUAACUAG
Messenger RNA from Rotaria socialis, 276 nucleotides. The record is from the annotation of a GenBank genome assembly. NCBI's taxonomy places the organism in Eukaryota, Metazoa, Rotifera, Eurotatoria, Philodinida, Philodinidae.